Molecule: messenger RNA, 840 nt
Organism: Bipolaris sorokiniana ND90Pr
Lineage: Eukaryota; Fungi; Ascomycota; Dothideomycetes; Pleosporales; Pleosporaceae
Exons: 1
Coding region: 208-735 (175 amino acids)
Source: RefSeq, a predicted model, not a curated record
GAGGCUUCCAAUUCACCAGUCUGAACUCUGCCUGGGCCGUCAAGCGAGCCCUAUACAAUCUCGACGCAGUCACAGAUCAAGACCACAAAGACAAGCUGACCCAAGGCCUCAAAGACGCUAUCACCAUUGCCGCCAAAACGCUCGAGAAAAUGGACGACGAAAAGCACCUCGACAAGCUCGAAUACUGGUUUGGCGACCAGCACUCCGAUGCCAACGGCCGCGAGCAGAUCAGACAGGUCUACAAGAACUUUGUUGGCCAAAACACCGACGGCACAGGCGCCGAUGUCAACGGCGACGUCAUCGUCGACGACACGGACUACUGGAAGCCAAAAGCAGGCCAGGCACCCAAUGCAGAUGGUCAAACCCCAUUCUGCUCGUUGGAACAGGACGGCAAGACGGGGACUGCGUAUUUCAAACGUCACGGCGACAAGAAGCCCGGCAUGCAUUUUUGCGACAAGGUCUGGAGCAGAGCCAAUCUCGCUACUCUGCUCGCCGACGAUUGCAGUAAACUUAGUGGGCAAGUCAGCACUGCGACGUGGUCAAAGAACUUUAUCGGAUCGAAUGUGUUGCAUGAGUUUAUGUAAGUCAUUCCCUCUGCGUCACUCCAACCUUUUUUUCUUCCCAAGAAAACGAUUUACUAAUGCUUUCUUUCACACAACACAGGCACUACCCCAAAAUCGGCCAAGAAGCCCUCGGUGUGCAAAUUACAGACUGGAAAUACGAUGCUUUUCGUAAGAGAGAACCUGUCCACCACACCUGCUUUCCGUGUCCGUUGUUACUAACCAUCUCUCUACCCAAAAGAAUGCCGCGCCCUCGCCGUAAACGACGACGUCAACGAAC